AUGUACAACUUUACCGAUGGCCAAUCCCUGCGCAUUCCGCAUCAACUAUACCGUGAUGAAGAUUGUUAUUAUGAUUUUGAUCGAUUCAUUCCUAAGAAUGCUGGAACUAAUAUCAUCGCUGCCAAUCAUCGUCUGGAAAAAAUUAAUUAUACAAUCAUUACCGUUUUUCCGAAUUUUGGUCCGCUUGGUAUAACAAAUCCAAAGGCAGUUGUUACGGAAAAUCGACGUGGAUUUAUAAACUCCAGUACGUUUGUUGCAUAUCCAAUCGGGAAGGCAGACUGGUCGAAGAAUAUUAGUGCAAAGCCGACUUUUUUAAAUUAUUCAUCGACGGUCCGGGCCAUUUCAUCGGCACGUUUAACAACGGACUGGUACGAGGAGUGCUGGGAAAAUCUCAUCGGACAGGUUGAGCUUACUUUUUCUAAGAACUUAUUUCUUUGUUAUAAGAACUGUAACAAACGUUUGGAAGAACGUGCCCUUCAUGCAUCCACCAGCAGAAAAGGCCGUUUAGGAAAUUACGAAGCUUGUGACGACGGAUUUGGUGAUGACAAUUGCUUCUAUCCUGGUCAUCGAUUUUUUUCGUGCCCUCUGGGUUCGUUAUACAAAUAUAUGCCUGAAUAUGGUGAAUUUAAAGUGGCCGAGAAUGUGUUGCAUCUG
Messenger RNA from Gongylonema pulchrum, 654 nucleotides. NCBI's taxonomy places the organism in Eukaryota, Metazoa, Nematoda, Chromadorea, Rhabditida, Gongylonematidae. The record is from the annotation of a GenBank genome assembly.